CCAGAGAUCUAAAACCACAAUGGGAGCACAGAAGAUCUCCUCAGAGGAAGGAUAUGCCCAAACGCCCCUCAACACCAUCAAGGUGUACAAACACAGAGNCUGCAUACGAUUACCAAACCGUCCACUCCAUCUUCGCCUCCACCCUCGUGUCGCACGUCUCAUUCAUAUCCACCGACGAAGACGGCGACCCAAUACCCAUCAACCUCCNNCCCUUGACAGCCGUACUAGGCCGCUACGAUCCCUCUCACCCUCUCCCCGAAACCUUCCAUCCACAAGACUCCUCAUACCACCAAGACCUCAACAAACCACUCGACCUCUACCUCCACGGCAACAUAGCAAUGAUGCUCCGGCGCGCAGUCCUCAAAAACAAAACCCUAAAAGUCUGCAUCACAUCCACAAAAGUAGACGGCGUAGUUCUCAACUUCACACCCAACGGCCACUCCCUAAACUACCGCAGUGCAGUCAUCCACGGCACCGCUUCCCUCGUGACUUUGCCUGAAGAAAAGAGAUUUGCUAUGCAUUUGCUGACCAACCAUAUGAUUCCUCAUCGCUGGCAAAACACAAACCCUGUGACGCCUUCAGCAGUAAAGGGCGUCCAAGUCAUGCGUGUAACCAUAAAUUCCGCUUCUGCAAAAGUGAGAGCGAAGAAUAUGGGGUUGGCGGAUAGUUGCGAUAUCGCUGCAAAGAGGGAUGAUAUAUACACUGGUGUGUAUCCUUUACACGAGGUCCUUGGUGAGCCGGUGGAGAGUGGGUAUGCACCGGGUAGACCUGUGCAGAAGCAUCUUGAAGAGUGGAGACAGAGGAGGAAUGCAGAAGAGGAAGGGUAUGCAGUACGAGCCGCGGAAAAUGAACCUGAAGAGGCAGAGACGAUCGUUGAGCACGUCAAGAAGAUUGACGAGAUUAGGAGGCUGAGGGGUGCUGAAGCGGGUGAUACUCGGGUUAGUGCUCAGUUG
Molecule: messenger RNA, 953 nt
Organism: Aureobasidium musti
Lineage: Eukaryota; Fungi; Ascomycota; Dothideomycetes; Dothideales; Saccotheciaceae
Source: the annotation of a GenBank genome assembly